UCGCGGGGAGACAGCGGCGCUGGUGGUGGCGGUAGUCGUCAAAGUGACAUCAAGCACAGCGGUGCUAAUACUACUAAUAAUACUACUACACUACUCAUCAUCAUCAUCACAAUACUCACCAUAGUCGUGAAGGAUAAGGAUGGCUGUAGGCAGGGGCAGCGACAACCACUGACAGCAACAAUCGGCGCAGGCGAUGUUGAUGUUUUUAUUGUUGCGGUGAUGACGGUGCUGUACCUCACGUUGAUUAAAAAACUAUUUUGUGUUAAUAGCGACAACUUUGUUCAAAACAACAACAGCAGCGGCGGCGACGACGACUCCGACUGACGAUACUGACAACAAGCGGCGGCCGCUUAAACAUCGGCAACUGGAUUUUUUGUAGUUCCAUCAUCUUCAGCAACAACAUCAACAUCAACUGGGUACGGUGACAACAUCAUCAACAGCAACUGGAUCUACACGGUUGGCCUACUACUACGUACGGCGCGAAAGAAGUCCCACGUAACAUAUGGCCACGAGAGCUCCAGCAACGUGGACAACAGCGACUUGGAUGCAGCAACAACAACAACAUCAUCAUCAACAUGCAUCGGUAGCAAUUAACGAGCAGUGCCCCACCUCAUUAAGUCCUUAAUUAGUACCGGGGCCAAAUUUGGCGAAUUGGUAAAGGUGGUCGAGACCCAUGCGGACAGCGAUAGAGACCCCCCAGUAAGUAACCCACCCCACGCCCUCGAUUCCCUGCCAAAGCUGAUGGUGGUGCCGGUCAAGGAUGCACGUGGCGAGAUCCGACGAGUUGACGCCUCUGCUCAAGGCGCAGCCCUGGCAGCAGGAGGUGGACAUCGACAAGCCGUGGGCUCUGGGUUCAAAUCGGGAGCAGGGUCACAAUAGGAGCCACUGCCAGGGUCACAAUUGGAGCCACGGAGACUUGUCACGCAGACCUGGCCAUGGAGGACAGGGUGAGGGUGCGAACCCAGGUGACCUGGCUCGAGAUCCCAUCUGGGACUCGGUCACUCCGGGCCUCCGGGCCGUGGGGUUGGUCAACGACGCCGACGGUGGCGUGAACGACGAGGCCACUCCAGGACGCGCGUAUCGGCGCCGCUGGGCCGUGUUGGCCGCCUUCUGUUGCCUCUCGUUCCUGCAGGGACAGGUGUGGAACAGCUGGGGGCCCGUGGCCGAGUCGGCACGGCUCGUGUUCGGCUGGGGCCCGAGCGACGUGGCCCUGCUGGUGGUGUGGGGCCCCGUGGGGUUCAUCCUCUGCCCGCUGUCUGUGCUGCUACUGGACAAGCGAGGCUUGCGCAGCUCCCUGCUGGUCACGUCGCUGGUGGUGGUGCUGGGCUGCUCGCUCCGAGCGAUCCCCACGGCCGACAACGCCACCAGGAAAUGGCUUAUCCACGCGGGGCAGCUGCUGAACGGCGUGGCCGGGACGACGACCAUGGCGGCGCCGCCGUACCUCUCGGCCGCGUGGUUCCCGGCUAAGCAGCGAACCACGGCCACGGCCAUCGCCUCGCUCAUCGGAUACCUGGGCGCCGCCUCCGCCUUCCUGCUGGGCCCCGCCGUCGUGCCGGCACCAGGGCCCACGCCGGGGCCUGCGGAAUUGCAGCUCAUCUCCAAACGCAUUGACAUCAUGCUCUACGCGCAGGCGGCCUACGCUGGACUGCUGCUGGUGGUCGUCCUGCUCUUCCUGCCGGCGCUGCCCCCGCGCCCGCCCAGCCUCUCCGCCGCUGCCACGCGCCUGCCGUACCGCGUCGCCUUGCGCAAGCUCGCCAGAAGCCGGCGCUUCUGGCUCAUCGCCCUGGCCUACGGCGCUGCUUCGGGCGUCGUGGGCGGGUGGAGCGGAGUCCUCGAUGUCAUCUUGAGCCCCAACGGCGUCUCGCAGGCGAAGGCCGGCUGGGUUGGUUUUUCUUGCACCACGGUUGGAAGUUUCGCCGGCAUCAUCAUAUCCAGGUUCGCUGACUACUUUGCGGGGCAGCUGAAGGCGAUGCUGCUGGUGAUCUACACGGCCGCCACCCUCGCCGCCGUCUGGUUCACGCUCAUGUCCUACGGCAACAUUCCCUUCUUGCCGUUUGACACAGGCAGCCUGUACGCGUGCACGCUGCUGUUGGGCGUGAGCACCAACAGCAGCAUCCCGCUGUUCUUCGAGCUCUUCGUGGAGACCACCUACCCCGUGCCCGAGGGCAUCACUUGCGGCAUCGUCACCUUCCUCAGCAACCUCUUUGCGGGGCUCCUGCUGGUCUUCCUCAUGGUUUACCCCCAAGACGUGCUGUGGUUGAACUGGGCGCUCGUGUGCUCGUGUGUCCUCACCGUGUUCCUCGUGCUGCUCUACCGCGAGGGAUACAACCGCCUGCAGCUGGAAGCUGUCGCGAGCUCGUGAGCCGGAGAAAGUUGGCUCCGGUCGCACCACCACCACCACCACCGCUCACCACAGCUCACCACAGCUCACCACCGCUCACCACCGCUAAAACCCCGAUGCACUCAGGCAGAUUCAGAGCAAUAGUUGCCGGCGAUCGACGCUAGAAAUAGUUGCCACGAAAUCUUAUGGUUAAAAAAAAUAAUAAUGCGGUUUUCCGAAAUCUGGAUCAAUCUAAUUACUGCUGCUAUCUGUCGUGGGCAACUGAGAUGGCAAUUUCCGAUACGAUCGCAGUUGGAGGUCACAUGACUACCCGAAGUUGUGCGCCCAGCACUGUUGGUUAGAAAGCACACGUUUUCAACAACAAACUCUGCUUUAACUGGACAGACGUAACCCCCAUAACUCUACGACAGUGCCGCGUCAAGUUGCCGUAACUGCUCAUGAUAAAAACACGUCGGUGAUGAUUUUUGGCGACGAUUUGCCUGGAUGUUGCCCGGAUGUUGCCCACGUGCAUCAAGACCUUCAGCGGGCUCUUAUCCCGGCGAUACGGAACUUCCAACGACACUACGGGCGAACGCACGAGGAGGCGCGCGCGCGUGCUCAAAUUCACGCAAACGCUUACGCAGGAACCGGGAUCCCUCUUUUAACGAGUUUAUAACCGCGCGUCGCGGAGAAAACGACGCGCAAAAACGGCACAGAAAUCUUCCUGAUGCGACUCGCCGGUUGAAGGGGCAGGCGUCAAAGCACUGUAGCUGGGAAGCGCUGCUGCUGCCACGUUCGCAGCGUUCGUUUCCCCGACUAACGAAACACGUGCAAUAAUUUUAAGAGAUACCUUUUUAUUUUUCAUAAAAUAUAUAUAUUGAGAGAAUGCAUGUUUUGUUUUCAUCCGGGUGGUUUUAAAAGGACCUCUGCGUUUCCGUAGCGGGCUGAUUCGUGUUCCCACCGUGCUCACUUCAUUCCUGGCGUUUGACCCCCGUGACGGUUGUUGUUUUACUGGUGACGAACCUUGCAGCUGUAAUGGGAGGAUUCAACUACCCUCCUCCUCCUCACCCAUGUGCACUUGGUCUCACCCAAGCCGCCAGCGUGCACACUCGGGAGAUACCAUUACGGGUUGUAGGGGGGCAGGGGGGGAGAUGCAGGAAUUCGGAACCAUCGCCCGAUCUCGUGACGAGUUUACGUCUACGUAUGAUGAACUUCCUUCGCAUCGUGUUGUCGUGAUUUUUAAAUGUGUAUACAACUUUAAAGGACUUUGUUUGCCAGUGAUUUACCACAGACUGGGAAAUAUUUUACCAGUAUUUUCUCAAACACUGCCUUGAAAUGUGUAAUGUGUAACAAUGAUACAUUUCGGGUGAGAGCCCAUUGUUUUAUUCUUUUAAGCACCGCACACAUGUGUGCGGUACGUGCCACUUUAGCCGACAUAACCGGUUGCACUGACCUCCGGAAGAGGUUUCAUCAUUUUUCCGGGAAUUAUGUUUCCAGAUGGCAAAGUUUUGGCCGUAAAAGUGUACUUUGGAUCCAAUGACCACACUGAAAAUCUUGUUGUUGCUGAUUGUUUUUAAAUACUGUGCAUAUAUAUACACAUUUCUCACGUGACGGCCAAAACAAAUAAACACGUUUGU
Lethenteron reissneri (Far Eastern brook lamprey) is the source of this 3957-nucleotide messenger RNA. RefSeq names its product solute carrier family 49 member 4 (gene SLC49A4). Gene Ontology annotation, molecular function: transmembrane transporter activity. Gene Ontology annotation, biological process: transmembrane transport. The record is from RefSeq and is a predicted model, not a curated record. Gene Ontology annotation, cellular component: membrane; intracellular membrane-bounded organelle. Lineage: Eukaryota; Metazoa; Chordata; Hyperoartia; Petromyzontiformes; Petromyzontidae.